Microthlaspi erraticum is the source of this 2400-nucleotide messenger RNA. The record is from the annotation of a GenBank genome assembly. NCBI's taxonomy places the organism in Eukaryota, Viridiplantae, Streptophyta, Magnoliopsida, Brassicales, Brassicaceae.
AUGAUUCGCGGCGGGAGAAGCUAUGUUACUUCACCUCCGUCCUUCUCCAACGACGCUAAGAAGCUCCUUGUCUGCACAGGAAACACAGUCUCUGUUUUCAGCGCCGCCACUGGCUUACAGAUUACUUCGCUCGAGGGUCAUACAGCUCCAGUGACGACUCUAAUCGUUGUUCCUGCAUCGAGUCCUGCUCAGAAAAUCCUCUGCUAUUGCUGGACUGCGUCUCUCGACGGUACGAUUCGCCAUUGGGAUUUCUCAGGACCUGAGCUUUUGAAAACCAUUAACGCCCAACUUCCGAUUUACUCAAUGGUGAUUCCAUCGCUUUUGAGUGAGCCUCAACAAGUUGAUAAACGCUAUGACUCUAGUAAGUUAGUUGCUUAUGUUUCUGUUGAGGAUACAAGUCUAGUCAAAGAAGGAACCAAAGAGUUGCGUGGACACAUCCGAAGAUUCAACCUUGCUAAAGAGCGUCUUCCUCGCGGAGAGACUUUGAAAGAGACGGAAGAGCCAAAAUCUAUUGUGAUAAGUCCCUCUGGGGAGUUUUUCGGAAUCCGUCACAAGUGCAAGAUCCAUGUAUGGGAUGCUCCUUGUGGAAGAUCAAAGGAUGCGGUUUCCAAGAAGAUGACGUUACACCACACAAAGGCUAUCAACGCUUUUGCGUUUCAUCCCACGGAGAGGAUCAUAGCUGCUGGAGAUGUUACAGGGAGAUUGUUGAUUUGGAGAGGAUUCGGUAACAGGAAGCUUGCUUUAGGUAAUCAGAAGAAGAACGGGAGAGCAGUGGUUGAUGUGGACAACCCUGGGGUGAGAGGUGAAGAUGAUGCUGAGUCUUGCACCACGUGGCAUUGGCACUCUGCUGAAGUAAAUGUCAUUAACUUCUCUUGCGAUGGAGCUUAUUUGUACUCAGGGGGAAGGGAAGGUGUGCUUGUCGUUUGGCAGCUAGAGACAGGGAAGAAGAAGUUCUUACCAAGAAUAGGAUCUCCUUUGUUGUAUUUCAUGUGGUCUCCAGAUCCAACUCUUUCCUCUGUGGUUUGUGCAGAUAAUCAGAUCCAUUUGCUUAAAAUGCCUUCCAUGGAGAUCUAUAGGACCAUUUCUGGAAUCAAGCCUCCGCCAUCAUUGCCUAAGAUGUAUGAAGGCUUGGCUAGUACUAUUGCCUUUGAUCGAUCAUCUGGCAUAGCUGCAUUGUGCACAGAGAAUUAUUGUGUUCAACUGUACAAUCUUCUUAAUGACCGGGGAGUUUCAGAGAUUCAAGUUUGUGAGAGAAACCAUCAACCAGGCGAUGAAAUCACAGUUGUGGUGACAGCGGUUGCUCUCUCCUUAGAUGGCUCAGUGAUGAGUACAACCGAGGUGAAACUUCCAGAAGAUGGCAUAGGAGGCUUAGUGUCCCUCAAGUUCUGGGAGUCUGAACCAGACAACAAAACUUUCACCUUAUCCACAAUCGUAUAUGAUCCUCACAGAGAUGCUGGUGUCUCAGCCAUUGCCUUCCACCCUACCCGUUCCAUGGCAGUUAGUACAUCGUUCGGUGGGGACUUCAAGAUUUGGGUUUGCAACAGCGACAAGAGUACUAGCUGGAUAUGUCAUGCAGUUGGCUCUUACAAGAAGAAGCCAAUGACUGCUGCUGCUUUCUCUGGUGAUGGCACUGUUCUUGCUGCCGCAGCUGAGAAUGUUAUUACGCUUUGGAAUCCGGACAGGAACAUUCUCUUGUCUGUUUUAGGAGCUACUCUUACGCCAAUCACAAAGCUCUGUUUCGCCGGAAAGUCUGAGUUCCUUGUUGCUGCAUCCCAUUUUCCGAAACCCGAGCUAUCUCUUUGGGAUACAUCAAAGCUAUCUCUAUCAUGGUCAUAUGGAUUACGCAUAGAAGCUGUCACUUCCGCAGUGGAUUCAUCAGCUUUUGCUGUCUUGGCUCUGAUCCCAGAAACUUUUAAAAAGGGUAAAUCUAAGAAGAAGAUAUUCCGCGGUCGAGAUGGUGCCAUACUCUUGUUUAACGGAUCAGAUCCUAAGCCAGUCUCUAUAUGGACCGUAAUGAAGGCUGAAGGAGGAUCAAUCUCAUUUCUAGAAGGAGACAAGUCUCAGCUUCGUCUUGCAUAUGUGAAUGGAAGCCACGAGUAUGUUGUUUUCGAUCCCAAUAGCGAUGAGUCACACGAGCGUAGCGCUAUUGACUACGAGGGUCUUGCUGGUCACGAAGAGACUACAGGAGAUUUUGGGUACACAUCGUUGUACGGGCAGUUACCGGAUUAUGACAAGAAGAGAAUGGAGGAUUCUGAGUCGUUGGCUACACCGUUUGUAUCGUCAGAGAGACCGUGGGAGACGAUAUUCAGCGGUUCAACGUUAAACUUCCCGCCUCUUCCGAAAUUAUGUGCUGAGUUCUUUGAGUCCUUGAUGGAGAAAACGACGGCCGUUGUGGAGUGA